This is a messenger RNA of Pyricularia pennisetigena, 1755 nucleotides long. RefSeq lists its product as uncharacterized. The record is from RefSeq and is a predicted model, not a curated record. Bases 1 to 1755 code for a protein of 584 amino acids. The transcript is spliced from 4 exons. Lineage: Eukaryota; Fungi; Ascomycota; Sordariomycetes; Magnaporthales; Pyriculariaceae. Gene Ontology annotation, molecular function: Hsp90 protein binding.
AUGUCUACUGCAGACGAGCUCAAGGCUCUAGGCAACAAGGCCAUUGCGGAGAAGAACUUUGACGAGGCUGUCAAACACUUCACUGCAGCCAUUGAACUCACACCCGAUAACCACAUUCUUUACAGCAACCGAUCAGCCGCAUACGCAUCCAAGAAGGAAUACGAAGCAGCGCUCAAGGAUGCAGAGAAGACAGUUGAGCUGAAGCCCGACUGGCCCAAGGGCUACAGCCGGAAGGGAGCUGCGCUCUAUGGCAAGAGGGACCUGGCUGCAGCCGCCGACGCAUAUGAGGCUGGCUUGAAGCUGGACCCGAACAAUGCGGGCCUGAAGAAUGACUUGGCAUCGGUUCAGAGGGCGAUUGAUCAGGAGCUUGCAGGAGGAGGACCCAGCGGCUCUGACCCGAUGGGUGGCCUUGGCCAGAUGUUCAACGACCCCCAGCUCAUCCAGAAGCUCGCCUCAAACCCCAAGACCGCCUCCCUUCUUGCAGACCCCUCGUUCAUGCAAAAACUCCAGUCCAUCCGUUCCAACCCCAGCAACAGCACAGAGCUCUUCAGCGACCCGCGCAUGAUCCAAGUACUAGGCGUCCUCAUGGGCGUCGACAUGGAGAUGCGCGACCCCGCAGAUAUGCCCGCAGGCAGUGUCCCCACCCAGGAGGACUCCCCGAUGCCGGAUGCCCCCAAGCCCCAGCCCGCCAAGGCUCCCGAACCCGCUCCCGAGCCGGAACCGGAAGAAGAAGACGAGGAGGCGGCCGAGAAGCGCAAGGCCAAGGAGGCAGCCGACAAGGAGAAGGCCAUCGGAACUGAGAACUACAAGAAGCGAAACUUUGAUGAGGCCAUCAAGCACUACCAGGCAGCCUGGGAUCUGCACAAGGAUAUAACAUACCUUAACAACCUCGGCGCGGCACAGUUCGAGAAGGGCGAUUACCAGGCCUGCAUCGACACGUGUACCAAGGCUGUGGAGGAGGGUCGCGCCAUCUACGCCGACUUCAAGACCAUUGCCAAGUCGUAUGCGCGAAUCGGCUCGGCGAACGAGAAGCUUGGCAACAUGGACACUGCCAUCGAAAACUACAAGACGUCUCUGCGUGAGCACCGCACACCCGAUGUGUUGAAGAAGCUCAAUGCGUGCGAAAAGGCCAAGAAAGAGAAGGAGAGACUCGAGUACAUGGACCCGGUCAAGGCCGAGGAGGCACGCGAGGAGGGUAACACCAAGUUCAAGAACUCGGACUGGCCCGGUGCGGUGGCCGCCUACUCGGAGAUGAUCAAGCGGGCGCCUGAUGAUCCCCGCGGAUACAGCAACCGGGCCGCCGCCUUUGUCAAGUUGCUCGAGUUCCCCUCUGCCCUGCAAGACUGCGACACGGCCAUCGCCAAGGACCCCAAGUUUAUCCGCGCCUACAUCCGCAAGGCCCAGGCCUACUUUGGUAUGCGCGAGUACAGCAAGUGCAUGGACGCCUGCACUGAGGCUGCGCAGGUCGACCGCGAACACCACAAUGGCGCGAACGCCAGGGAGAUCGAGCAACAGCAGAACAAGGCUCUGCAAGCCAUGUACGCGGCCAGGGAGAACGAGACGGAGGAGCAGACCAGGGAGAGGUUGCAGCGUGACCCAGAGAUCAUGGGUAUCAUGGCCGACCCCGUCAUGCAGGCCAUCCUGCAACAGGCACAGAGCGAUCCUGCCGCUUUGCAGGAGCACAUGAAGAACCCCAGCGUUCGCACCAAGAUCCAGAAGCUGGUUGCUGCCGGCGUCAUUCGCAUGGGUCGUUAA